AUAAUAAGUUGGCAAAGGCUAAGGCCGGUUGGGUUGGGACUUGGCUUGGGACUCAAAUAGCAAUAAGUUGAAAAUUAUACACAAGCCGAAACGGCGACGCCGAAUCUAAAUAAUUAUUUUAAUUAGAUACUGAACAAAAGAGCCAGCGAGGUUUGGAAAACGCAAAGCGUGAAGGAGACCGUAUCAAGUUGGAAGAUGAAACCACGCCUCUGUCACUACGUUACGGUGGUUGACAAUGAACAGAACGAGAGGAACGAGAAGAAGAAGAAAGAGGAAGCUAAAGGGAAUCAUCGAUUCUUCUUGGUUCCUUUCGUCUCAAAAGCUAAAAGGCGAGUCGUAUCUAAGAUCACAAGGAGACCCUCAUCGCCUUCUUCUUCUGGGUUUUUGAAAAAUGUUUGCUUUUGUGGAAACGAAACUUCCAAUACCCAUACAUUGGAGUGGUCAUCUUCUUCCAAUCCCGACCGCCCUAAAGGUGAGAACUUUACGCUUAAGGUUCUCUUACAGACCAAUGAUUUCUUCUCCAAGGACUGUAAUCCACAUCUCUCUUUGACAUUGAGCAUUAAUUGAAAUCUCUCAGGCGUAUCACACUCAACGAGCAUUGAUUGCUAAAAUCUCUGAUAUCUGUUUCCAUGAGGAGCCAAGUUUAUUUUGUCAAGUGUUUGUUACCUUUGACACAUCACCUCUGCUUUGGAUCAUUAGCUUGUCUGUGUUGUUUAUACCCUUUUAUGCAGUAGUUGUGGUUUUGCAAUUGAUUCAAGUAUCUCUCUGAAGCCGCAGAACCCUUGUAGUAGUUAUGCUUUAUUAAGUCCUGAUUUUGCAAAUGAUAACUCCCCAAUAAAGCAUUUGUGUAUUGAAAUUUGGUUUUAACCACAGAGUGAUAUUUAUCUGCUAUGGUUGAGAUGUUUCAGAGUUGUAGGCUUGUAGCAUACCUCUCUAUCCUUUCUUUCUGUUUGUAAACUC
This is a messenger RNA of Camelina sativa (false flax), 960 nucleotides long. RefSeq lists its product as uncharacterized. The record is from RefSeq and is a predicted model, not a curated record. Lineage: Eukaryota; Viridiplantae; Streptophyta; Magnoliopsida; Brassicales; Brassicaceae.